Molecule: messenger RNA, 8227 nt
Organism: Agrilus planipennis (emerald ash borer)
Lineage: Eukaryota; Metazoa; Arthropoda; Insecta; Coleoptera; Buprestidae
Gene: nocte
Exons: 15
Coding region: 226-6807 (2193 amino acids)
Biological process (GO): cell differentiation
Source: RefSeq, a predicted model, not a curated record
UUGUGACGUCAUGUUAUUGAUUUGAUGUAGUCGGCGUACGCCAUUUUGACUUAAGUGAAAAGUUUUUAAAUAGUGGUAAAAAUAAUAAAAACUUGUGAUCAUCCGUCCCAUUUCAAGUUUAAUUGGAUUAAUUUCCUCUUGUUACGAGUUUACCCAUUUGGACGGACCAAGAAAUAAGGUUCGUUCACUGGGUCCUUCAGAUCUAAAUGGUUGCCUGCAGACAGCAUGUCUACUUUGCCAGGCUUGGCCUCCAAAGGGGAGAAAGGAAAAUCAAAAUACCAGUCAUUAGAUAUCAAUAACUUGUGGAAAGCACAUACAGGAGAACCAUUAGAAACCCAGCAUCAAAAAAAUACAUUACCGCGUAAGCAUGGCAUGCAAAGUUUGGGUAAAGUUCCAACAGCAAGACGCCCCCCUGCAAACCUUCCAUCUUUGAAAUCUGAACACACUGGUAGUGACGCAGCUGUAUCUUUAGUACCUUCUGGUGGAACAGGAUGGGGCAAACAAGAAGGCAGUCCCUCUUCAACCACUUCUCAAACGACUUCUGUUACAAAUUCCACUGUCAGCAGUUCUUCGAACAGUUCCUCGAAUUCUCUCCCAGUUUCAAAUCAAACGGUCGGGCCGAGUCCUGUCGUACCUUCCUUGCCGAUUUCCAAACAGUCUACCCCUGCUGCGACACCUGUUACAAACGACAAGUCAUGGAGUGCGGUGAUGAGUGGCAACGACAUUCUACAACCUCCGCCUUAUCACAGUCCACAGUUCCAGCACGAAUUCCCCAGCUUAUCUGCUGGCGAUGGCGCACCCACACGCCCUGGCACCGACAUGCAAUAUGGACCGGGCCCAAGCCUCCGCCCUCAAAACGAAGGUUCCUGGAUACAAGGGGGUGCACGUCCGCAGCCCCCGAGCGACCUUCAUUCCAGAAACAGCAACUCGGCCCCCCCGGGAGCUUCACCUCAGCCCUCGGGCCCGGCAGGCCCCCCCCAGGUACCGCUGCCUCAACAGUACCGUGGUGUCAUUCCACCGUUCAUGUGCCGAGGUAAUUUUGCCUCAAAUGGUCAUGGACUUCCGACUUUUCCAAAUCCACCAGCAGGCGCCCCAAAGUGGAGCACCGGUGGUCCUAAUCGUGGGGUGAUAGAAAAUAGAUCGCAGGCCCCACAGCGCCCCGACGAAGACGAGGUCGUGUCAAGGCCCAUCAUUAAAGAAGAAGAUCUCACCAGAAUGGACGACCUUGCAAGAGAUGUCGGUUGGGCUUCUUAUGACGACAUUGACUAUAAUCAAAAAUUAGCGUUCAGCGAUGACGAAUCUUCUCCGAAAGAGGACGGCAGAGAAAACGGCAAGACUGACCAAAAUUCCGAUGACAGAAGACCACGAGGUGGAGCCAAAAUAAUCCGUCACAUAAACGAAGAGGAAGAAGUGUGGAAGCAGAGGCGAAUGCAACAAACUGAGAAAGUUGCAUUGGCUGUUGAAAGGGCUAAGCAACGCAAGGAAGAAGAGGAGAAACGUUUUCUUGAGCAAAAACAAGCUGCAGCCAAGAAACUCCAAAUGCUCGAAGAAAAAAUGAGCAAAAAUAAGAGGGAACGAGAACUUGAAGACACCCAGGGCACUAUAAGUCCUCUCGCUGUUCCUUCACAACCAAUCAUGCCUGUUCCAAUCCCUGUACCCGAAUGGGAAAAAGAGAAAGAAAAUCAAACAAAUACUAGCAGUAAUAACAGCAGCGGUAGCAACGUGCAAAAGGCUUCUGCUCAACAGCAGCAACAAAAAGAUGUCAGUUCGGCCUCCGAAUUCCACAAACUUGCCCAAAUCGAAGGGCGAUCGUUUGUAAGGAAGGAUAGUCAAAGCGUGGAACGGGAGCCCCCAAGAGACACGCGCGAAAUACGCGAUCAGAUGGGACCAAACUUUUCGAAACAGUUUCAGUCCAAUCUACCACCUCGUUUCAAGAAACAACAACAGCUUAGAAAUAUUGCUUCUAGCCCACAACUUCAAAAUAACAACAGCAACAAUUUGCAAACAACUAAUUACAAUUCUGAUACAUCAUCUUCCUAUAGUUCCUGGCAAUCCACUCAACAAUAUAAAAAUAGCAGUUCCGUACACGCCUCCAGGCAAGACUCUGAGGAAUUGGAAGAGCACCACUACAAGGACAACCAUAGAAACGAUGAAUCCUGUUUACCUUCAUAUUCCAACUUUAAUUCGUACUAUGACUCAGAUACAGCAAAGUCUGGUGGAAAGUACAGCGAAGACGAUAAUAAACGGGACAAAGGGCGAGAAGAAAGCAGCAUUGCAUGGGAAAAAGAGAAAGAGUCGUUGGAAAAAGAGAAGCUACCUAAAAGAAGUAGCAAUCAGGACAUUUUCGAAGAACUUCAAAUGCAUCACGUUACGUCUGAUGAAUGGAGAGAUAAGUACGAGAAAGAAGACAGAUACGGCGAGAAAUAUGAAAGACCACAGAGACCCGACAGUAGAGACUCGAGGGCUUCCAGGGACUCGAGACAUUCCCGGGAAUCGAAUCGGGACUUUGACUACCAUACGUCGUCGUCUUCGUGGGCGGACUCACCAUUUGAUCCCACUUUUGACAAAAAGCGUAAAGAAAACGUUUACACAAGGGAAGAGCGGUCCCGGGUAGUCCCAGGACCAAUAACGAAAGAACGUGUUGAAGCUGAAGAUUAUAAAAACGACAAAGGGCUCACGCAAUUAAAAAGGGGCAUGAUAAUAGAAAAACCCAUUGAAAAAGAAAAAACACCAGAGAAAAUUGUAAAGGAAGAAGAAAAGGAAUCGAAAGAUUGGGCUACAGAUUCCGGAAAACAAAACGAUACAAAAACAGAAGAGAAAACGAUAACAGGGAAAGAUUCAGGAAACGAAAAAGACAGACACGAAAUUAACACGGACUCUGAUAACAGUAAACCUCAAAAAGUAAAUUCUGAUAAGGAUAAAGAAGAUGGUAAAUCUCAUGGGUCAAGUAACAGGAGGCGUCAAGAUCCUCGCGGAUGGAGUACUGGUGGUCCUUAUGUUUAUCGUAACACGUGGAAACGAAACGACUCGAGACGUGGAGGCGCCAGCGGAGCUGGAUCACGAUUCGGUGGUAUGAAAAAGUCUUCUGCGUUGAGUAAAGGACCUUCAGAUUGGCUUCACACCGAAUCUGACGCUUCUGCCGAUGAAAUUUCAUCUGAAAGCAUACGCGACGAAAAGAGAAGCCCAAAAAUGUCUAGAAAAAUUAGCUCUAAGGAUGAAAAAAAUAAGGAAAACAGAUUCGAAAGAAGCGACAAAGACUCUAAUAAAAGAGAUAAUUACACCCCAAGGGGCGAGCCUUCGCGACACGGACGCGGAUCUUCACAGUUUAGAAGCAGCGGUGGGCGUGGAGGAAUAUCGAGACGCAUCGAUGGCUACGGACCUCCACCCUCGAAAAGUCCUUUUAGUCAUUUGGACGAAAAAGAAACAAACAAAAAGAGCGACAAUAUCUCUGAAUCUGAAGAUAAUAAAAUGCAGAAUAGUGCUGGAGUAAUAGGCAGCAAUCGAAAUAAAGACUCAUUCAAAUCAAAAAGUGAAGAUAAAUUGGAGGGUAAUAAAUCUAGAGGAUCUUCAAACAGUCGAAGGAACAAAGGUAGAAAACCGAAAGAAGGUAGCGAAGAGAAUUGCGAAACAUCCGACAAUUCAGAAGAGAAUUCAAAGGAUAAAUCGAAACAUUUGUCUAAAACGUUGUCCGCUAGGACUUCUUCCCAGAGAAGAAAUAAUUCAGGACGUCCCGAUUAUCGUGUUAGACCAGAUGGUUCACGACAACCAAGUAUAAAAGACGAAAAGACAAAAAGUCAAGACGAUCAAACAGGUGGCGACCAGAAAGAUGAAAAAGACACAGACGGUUUUCAAGAAGUCAAGAGCAAAAAGAAUCUGCAGAGACCGAAGUCUGGAGAUGAGAAAAUUCCUUCAAAACUUGGAAGUAAACUUGGGGAUGAUCGUAAAGACAAAACGUUGAAGAAACCCGGGCCUGCAUUACCAUCAUCCCAACAACAGUCUCAGUUUCCUCUCGCGCAGCAGGUGGCGAACAUUCCAUCCCUGAUGGACACUCCAGUGAAUCCCCCUCAACCAAUGCUUGCUCAGCUCAAUAAGGAUAAAUUCGAGCGUAACCGCCAAAACAAGUUACCCCCUCGUUUCGUCAGGCAACGACUGCAAAAGGUCCAGAUAAAUCAUCACCAACCUCCCCAACAACAGCAACAACAGUCUGGAAUUAUUUGUGACGAUAUAAACAAAGUUAGUCAUAACUUAAAUAUGUUAGAUGCCGGCGGAGCUCUGUCCAGUGCGUGGAAUAAAUUACGAGUCGAAUCAGAUGGUUUAGAGUGUACAAAAAACCCAGAGCAAUCGCAGCAGCAACAACAAUCACCAAGUCAAAGCAUGGACAAAGUCGUGCAAAAUAAUCACUUAGGUGAGAAACCAGUUUUGGACGGUGCCACACCACCUGUUAACACGAUUAUUUUCGAAAAUACUAACUUCAAAUCAGCUCCAGGUGCAAGGCGCAAUGAAAAACCAUGUAAAUUGGAGGAAAGUGUGGUCAUCGACAAUUCAGCUGUAAUGUCCACCUUUAAUAAACCCAUUAGGGAUCUUUUGAACAAUAAGGGUGACAAACAACAGCAACAGCCUCAACAACAGCAGGUGGACGCGACUACCAUUCAAAUGCAAUUAGCCUUCACCAAAGAAGACACUGCAGACAUGAAAUUGGACUUCUUUGAAUCAGAACUAACACAUUUAACAGAAGACAAUAAGAACUCCAAAAAUUUGGGAGGUCUUUCGAGGUCUAUACAUACGAUAACAAGCGUUAAUAAUACGAUAUCAACUGCAGAUGCAUUGAAUUUCAAAAUUGCAUCUGUAAAAAAGGUAUGGGAGUCAAUGCCCACUGUUAUGGAACAUAAUGUAGUCGUGGCCCAAGAUGACCCGAACACGGCAGCCUCUGCCGGAUUUUCUACAUCGUUUGGUGCAGACACUGGAGCCCUGGACGGCUCUACAGCCUUUGUCAACAAAACGGCAGAAGGCGAGGAUGGGCACGAACGAUACAACGCGUCCCCUAAUCAAACAGUCACAAAUAAUACCACGACAAACGUGUGUAAAGUAAAGCCAACUCAACAAAUAGCUGGUAGCGCGAGUCAAACAAUCCACACAACCGGUGCUCAUCAACCCCAUUCAGGUGUUGUGGGAUCAGGUAUCGUAGGCCAUCCAUUGUCCCCACCUCCCAUGCAAUCCGUGAUAGGUACUGGCGUCGGUCUUGGACAGCCCCCUCAACAGUACACGUCUAACCAGCAUCUUGGUUAUCAGCCAAGCGUAGGAGGUACCAACCAGUAUGGGAUGUCUGCAAUACCUUCACCUCCGACAGUUUUGUUCAAUUCCACGCAGCAACUGCAGGCUGCGGCUGCCCAGAGCGGUCUCUACGGUACGUUUCAGAUAGAUCAGUCUCAAGUGUUAGGCAGCCAAGGUCGAUCCCAGUUCUCGCAGUAUCCGAACCCAUAUGGUCUUGGUCAAACGGCCAGCAGCCCUUAUUCAGCACAGUCGAUGUAUUUACAAGGAGCGCAACCGCAUCCUCCGCCCGCAGCUCAACCUCCACCCCCUCCAGACCUUUAUACAAAUAUCAACAGCUAUCGUUUAUCUGCCACCGGACCCUUUGCUCAAAAUCAGCAGUUAAACAAUCCUACUACGGUCUUAAUCAGUUCCACGUCUAAUUCUCUCAUGAGCGCUACUGUCAAGCCCAGCACUCAACAAAUUAGUGCGAUUGGUACAAAAGCAGGAGGCGCGGGUCAGGCAUAUCAGCAGACAUCACAGCAGGGUCAACAGUUAUACAUGGCAUACGAUCCAACGAUGCAAGCCGCGAGUUACCUGCCCAGCACGGGUGUAAUUCAGCGUGGUCCAAACGGUCCCUUGCAGAACAACGUCGUUACUGCCCUGCAACCGUCCGCAUCGUCCUUUUACACUGGAUCAACAGGAGGCCAAACUGCUGGUUACUUCCAGCAGCCGGCGAGUUCCGCCCUUCAAUCUGGUCCGUUGCAGCAGCAUCAGGCAGCAGGUUACGGGAUACAGGGCAACAUAUUUGGUAACCCAAAUCAAUCUCACACAAGUGCCGGACUUCAGAAUUUUGGUUCGCACUUUCUCUCCUCCCCCAUGCAAUUGGCCGCGGCAGCAGCGUUGAAUGCGCAACAGUACAGAUCCCAGAACUUGCCUAACACGACCCCAUACAUUAAAAGCAUGACUGGGCAGCAUGUCGGGGACCAGGGCACCAGACAACUGAAAAGUCCCGCGAGUCAACAAGACGUACUUUCAUCAGUCUUUAAUUCUGGUCCUCAAAUCCCGUCUCCAAAAUCGAAACAGAAUCCGAAACAGCCUGUGCCUCAGUCAAGUCCCACUGCUCAACACAAAUACAAUCUAUAUCAGAGUGUCAACACACAGCAAAUAGCACAGAUGCAAAGAUAUCCGACACCAAUUCAGAGACCCAUGAAUUUUCAGUCAUCUAUGGGUUCAGUACAGCCGACCAGUAACGGGCCCACCAACAACAACCCUAAGCACAAGAGCAGUAAUCAAAACCAGAAAAUGAGACACUACUAUGGAUCUCAAGGUUCGAACCUGGGCAACGCGCAGCACGACAAGAUGGACGAGAAACUAACCGAGGCGGCUACCAACAACUCGGCAACGUCAAACUCCUCGACGAUGGUCAACAAGUCGCCGACGAUCAAUGCCGGAGGGGGCGGCGGAGUUGCUGUCGUCGGCGACGCGACCAAGGACCAGACGGUUGUUGUCGGUGCGACUAAAAACGAGGAGACCGUGAACACCGUCGUCAAAGAAUAGAUAAAAAAAAAGAUAAAAGAAAACGAAACAAAAAAGAGUAAUUAUCGUUAGCCAAACAGUACUAGCAGUAGUGUUUAAAUGGAGGUUAAGUUUCAACGUUUAUCUUGUCCUUUUUGUUUGUUUCGUGUUUUGGGUUUCGCACUUGUUCCUGGGCCAUUACGCACAGAGGACGCGCGUGUCUCAGUGCGCGUGCGCGUCUUAGUAAAUGUUUCAAAAAUGUGGAACGAUGCAAUUUUUUUUUGUUCAUUUCGUUCGUUUAUCUUUUUAUAAGGAGAGGAGCACUCGUAGGAAAAUUAAUCGAAACAUAGUAAUAAAGAAGAACGUUCGUUCGUAUUAAUGUUUAAGAGGAAAAAAAUUAAUUAUCAAAAUGAAAAAGAAGGAUGGGGAAAAAUUAUAAACAAGCCGAAAGCAGCGAGGGCCACUCCGUCGUUCUCUAACACUUGUCUACUGCCUUGUAUAUUUUUAGUGUUAUUUUAUAUAUGAAUAAUAUGGUUAUUGAUAUAUUGAUUAGAAAAAAAGUGUUGUAGCGCUUCUGGAUGUUGAAGGCGAGGACGCCUCUUAGUAGAAUUUAAGUGGUCACGAGACGAAGAUGGUGAUUAUAAUAAUUAUAAUAAUGAUUGAUUAUGAUACACGUCGAAUAAUUAAUAAUUAUUUAGUGUUUAUUGGGAACUGUUGAUGAUAAUGAUUAUCAAAAAGCAGGAGGAAAAAAUGCAAAAAAUGUAAUAACUUAUUGAAAAAUAUAAAUGUAAAAUUAGUAUUAUGUAAUUUUAGGCAAAGUAAGAAGACUUUUAUUAACAUAACAAGUACUACUUACUGUCGUGGUAAUUUUUCCUUUUUUCUCGUACGCUCGUUGCAUGUAAGUAUAUGUAUGAUAGGACACUUCCGCGUUUUAUCUAUUUCCUCAGUCAAAAAAGUUAAGUACAUAUAUCAUUGCAAUGUAUCUAAUACAAAAAAAGAGACAAAAUAAAUAUCGUAUAUAUAAUAUAUAUUGUAAUGUGCAAACAAAGGAAAUAAGAAUGAAAAAAGGAUUGCCAAAUUUGUUUGGUCCUUUUUCCCCGCCCCCCAUUCUCAUUCUUCGUGGUGAUUGUACAGGUGUGAUGUUUGUGUUUGUCUGUCUGUGUACUAAUUUAUUUGGUGCGCGGGUUUUUCUCCUUUUGUUUCUUGGAGACACCUAAUAUGAAACACAGUAACGAACUGCUGUUAUUCUAUUUCGUUCCUUCCCAUCACACCCGCGUUGCAUGUGUGCAUUGAAUUGUCUUAUUUAAUUUGAAAUGAACCGCACCCCUUCUGCGGUAGGCGGUGGUGUUAAUCAGUCGUUUUGACUAGAUAACUGAGAAUUUCAUAUUAGUUCGAGCACACUUGCAAAUAAUGUCCUGUUCGGCAUACAUUUAGUAGUAAUUGAAUAUAAAUGAGAUUUAUA